CCAAGGGAGGCUCACUGGUCCCAGCGGCGCUCCGGCCAACUCCCGACACCCCGGCACCCAAAGGAGCGAGUCGUGCAGCGACGCGGCUGAUCCGGCCCAGCCAUGGACCGGAAGGUGGCCCGAGAAUUCCGGCACAAGGUGGAUUUCCUGAUUGAAAAUGAUGCGGAGAAGGACUACCUCUAUGAUGUGCUGCGGAUGUACCACCAAACCAUGGACGUGGCAGUGCUUGUGGGAGACCUGAAGCUGGUCAUCAAUGAGCCCAGCCGCCUGCCGUUGUUUGAUGCCAUCCGGCCCCUGAUCCCGCUGAAGCACCAGGUGGAAUAUGACCAGCUGACCCCACGGCGCUCUAGGAAGCUGAAGGAGGUGCGUCUGGAUCGUCUGCACCCCGAAGGCCUCGGCCUCAGUGUGCGUGGUGGCCUGGAGUUUGGCUGUGGGCUCUUCAUCUCCCACCUCAUCAAAGGUGGCCAAGCGGACAGCGUCGGGCUCCAGGUAGGUGAUGAGAUUGUCCGGAUCAAUGGAUAUUCCAUUUCCUCCUGUACCCAUGAGGAGGUCAUCAACCUCAUCCGGACCAAGAAGACCGUGUCCAUCAAAGUGAGACACAUCGGCCUGAUCCCUGUGAAGAGCUCUCCUGAUGAGCCCCUCAAAUGGCAGUAUGUGGAUCAGUUUGUGUCAGAAUCAGGGGGCGGGCUGGGCAGCCUGGGCUCCCCUGGAAAUCGGGCCAGCAAGGAGAAGAAGGUCUUCAUCAGCCUGGUGGGCUCCCGGGGCCUUGGCUGCAGCAUUUCUAGUGGCCCCAUCCAAAAACCCGGCAUCUUCAUCAGCCAAGUGAAGCCUGGCUCGCUGUCUGCAGAGGUGGGGCUGGAGCCGGGGGACCAGAUUGUGGAAGUCAAUGGCAUUGAUUUCUCCAACCUGGACCACAAGGAGGCCGUGAAUGUGCUGAAGAGUAGCCGCAGCCUGACCAUCUCCAUUGUAGCCGGAGCUGGCCGGGAGCUGUUUAUGACAGAUCGGGAGCGGCUGGCAGAGGUGCGGCAGCGUGAGCUACAGAGACAAGAGCUGCUGAUGCAGAAGCGGCUGGCCAUGGAGUCCAACAAGAUCCUCCAGGAACAGCAGGAGAUGGAGCGGCAAAGGAGAAAGGAAAUUGCCCAGAAGGCAGCAGAGGAAAACGAGAGAUACCGGAAGGAGAUGGAGCAGAUCGUGGAGGAGGAAGAGAAGUUUAAGAAGCAGUGGGAAGAGGACUGGGGCUCAAAGGAACAGCUCCUCGUGCCUAAAACCAUCGCCACCGAGGUGCAUCCAAUUUCCCUUCGCAAACCAAAGUCCUUUGGGUGGUUUUACCGUUACGACGGCAAAUUCCCAACCAUCCGGAAGAAAGGCAAAGAUAAGAAGAAAGCCAAGUAUGACAGCUUGCAGGAGUUGAGAAAGAAUAAGAAGGAACUGGAGUUUGAGCAAAAGCUUUACAAAGAGAAGGAGGAAAUGCUGGAGAAGGAAAAACAGCUAAAGAUCAACCGGUUGGCCCAGGAGGUAUCUGAGACCGAGAGGGAAGACCUUGAGGAAUCCGAAAAGACUCAGUACUGGGUGGAAAGGCUUUGUCAGACGCGACUUGAGCAGAUUUCCUCUGCUGAUAAUGAGAUCCCAGAGAUGACCACAGGACCCCCGCCUCCCCCACCUUCCGUGUCCCCCCUGGCCCCACCCUUGAGACGCUUCGCAGGUGGCCUGCACCUCCACACCACUGACCUGGAUGACAUCCCCUUGGACAUGUUCUACUAUCCCCCCAAGACUCCCUCAGCCUUACCUGUGAUGCCCCACCCUCCACCCUCCAACCCUCCUCCCAAGGUUCCCGCACCCCCUGUGCUUCCAUCCUCAGGCCACAUGAGUGCCUCAUCCUCACCCUGGGUACAGCGCACUCCACCCCCCAUCCCCAUCCCACCCCCUCCAUCCAUCCCCACCCAAGACCUCACUCCUACCCGCCCAUUGCCCUCGGCGCUGGAAGAGGCGCUGGGCAACCACCCAUUCUGUGCUGGGGACGUGGGCAAUGGAUCAGAGGACUGGGAGGCAAAGAACCAUGGUGGGAAGCCCAGCAGCUCCCCUGCCCCUGAACGGAGCUUCCCACCUACCACAAAGACAUUCUGCCCAAGCCCGCAGCCCCCACGGGGCCCUGGCGUGUCCACCAUCUCCAAACCUGUCAUGGUCCACCAGGAGUCCAACUUCAUCUACAGGCCAGCUGUGAAGUCUGAGAUCCUGCCGCAGGAGAUGUUGAAGAGGAUGGUGGUUUAUCAGACUGCAUUCCGACAAGAUUUCCGGAAAUAUGAGGAAGGCUUUGACCCCUACUCCAUGUUCACCCCAGAGCAGAUCAUAGGGAAGGACGUUCGGCUCCUGCGCAUCAAGAAGGAGGGAUCCUUAGACCUGGCCCUGGAAGGCGGUGUGGACUCCCCGAUCGGAAAAGUGGUCGUCUCGGCUGUGUACGAGGGGGGAGCAGCUGAGCGGCAUGGUGGCAUUGUGAAGGGGGAUGAGAUCAUGGCGAUCAAUGGCAAGAUCGUGACGGACUACACCCUGGCAGAGGCGGAGGCCGCCCUGCAGAAGGCCUGGAAUCAAGGCGGGGACUGGAUCGACCUCGUGGUUGCCGUCUGCCCCCCCAAGGAGUACGAUGAUGAGCUCUCUUCUCUUCCCUCCUCUGCAGCCGAAAGCCCCCAGCCGGUCCGAAAGCUCCUUGAAGCCGGUUCUCCCGUGUACAGACACGGGUUUCUCCUGCAGCUGGAGCCCACGGACUUUCUUCUAAAGUCUGGAGAGAGAAAGCAAUUUCACCCCUAGAAAAUGUGAGCCUGGACCUUGCCCUUCAACACAAAGCCUGCCGUCCGUCUUGCAAGUCCGCCAGCAGGUGUCCCUGAAACUCAGCAGCAUCCAGGAAUUUCCAGCCCUGUGGCCCAGAAUGCUGGCUGGACAAGGAAUACCUCAGGCCGCUCUGCUGAAGACCAGCACAGAAGGAAGGGAGUAGCCUGUCUUUCCGGCCCAGGACUCUGGCCUCUCUCAGCUCUGGGGACCCCUCCCUUGAGCCUCCUAUAGGACCCCAGCCUCUCUCUUCUCUCCAUCGUCCCUCUAACCUGUCUCCAGCUGUAACCGCUGCUGCAACUGUACUCCAAGCUCAUUGAUAACAUAAACAAGUUUUUUGUGCAGCCUAUCGGAGUCAAUUCAAGACUGUCCAAUAAAAAAAUCUUAAGGUUUCGGCUGCUA
Chinchilla lanigera (long-tailed chinchilla) is the source of this 3222-nucleotide messenger RNA. It is a transcript of the gene Ush1c, whose product is annotated as Usher syndrome 1C. The transcript is spliced from 27 exons. Gene Ontology annotation, molecular function: protein binding. Bases 103 to 2802 code for a protein of 899 amino acids. Gene Ontology annotation, biological process: retinal cone cell development; inner ear auditory receptor cell differentiation; sensory perception of sound. Lineage: Eukaryota; Metazoa; Chordata; Mammalia; Rodentia; Chinchillidae. The record is from RefSeq and is a predicted model, not a curated record. Gene Ontology annotation, cellular component: photoreceptor inner segment; plasma membrane; stereocilium tip.